Penicillium egyptiacum is the source of this 528-nucleotide messenger RNA. The record is from the annotation of a GenBank genome assembly. NCBI's taxonomy places the organism in Eukaryota, Fungi, Ascomycota, Eurotiomycetes, Eurotiales, Aspergillaceae.
AUGGCAAGCUUCCAGCCAGUUCAUUUUGUGCCGAAAAAUCGCCAGGAUGAAAUUUUGGCUUUGCCUGUGACACAGAUCCUUGCCGUGCCGCAUAGUCAAAAUGUAGGAACAAACCAUUGGUGUCUUUACCUUUUGGUAUCUCCUGAGAGAUCUGUCCAAAUUGAUUGCCAGCCAAGCUACAGCGCUCGAAGCUCUAUUCUCCAAGGGGGUUCUAAAGCCCAUUUCAUCGUUUCAGAGUUGAUAUGUAAGGUGCUCGAUGAUGCCCAAGCGGAGUUCAUUAUCGAUGUCAUUCCCGGGCUUUCGGUCUCGCGAAUCUACGAUUUGCUCAUCAGAAAUGGGCGUCACAAGUAUGAAUUUGAUGCAAAUGGAGUGGGGUGCAGAUGCUGGACUCUUGGUCAAAUCGAUCUUUUACAUCAAGUCCAAUUUGCCACAAAUGUGAAUCAAAUCACGGCGGCAAGAUCUGCCAUACAGAAACUAUGGCCGGAACAGACCCCGCUGGCUCUUGACCAGGGGACGUAUUAUUCGUAA